GGGGGUGUUCGCGCUCCCGAGGGUAUGGAUGUAGCUCUUGGACCGCAGGCUCUCCUGCGCACCUGCCCCGCGCUGCCCCAGGUGUACAGUCUCCAUCUCUCUAACCUCCCCUGAUCGCGGAACCGCGAGGAGGACCCCAGGGAGAGCUCAGAGCGGGCCCAGAUGGACUCAGUGGUCUUUGAGGAUGUGGCUGUGGACUUCACCCCAGAGGAGUGGGCUUUGUUGGAUCUGGCUCAAAGGAACCUCUACAGAGAUGUGAUGCUGGAGACCUUCAGGAACCUGGCCUCAGUAGGGGAAAACUGGAAAUGCCAUAACACUGAAGAACAGCACAAGAACCAGGGAACACAUUUGAGAUGUCAUGUGAUGGACAUAUCCUCAGAAAGUAAAGAAACUAAUCAGGGUGGAGAAACCAGCGGGAUUUCCAAUCUUAUUGUACUUAAGAGACUUUCUGCUAGAGUAAAAUCCUAUGAAUACAAUAAAUUUGAAAAAGCCAUCAUCGAUUCUUCAUCACUAAAGAGUCCCAUAGCAUCACCUCAACAUGGACAAAAACCCUAUCAAUGUAAGGAAUGUGGGAGAACUUUUAUUUCUUACUCAUCCUUCAGGGCACACAUAAGAGCUCACACUGAAGAGAAACCCUACGCAUGUAAAGAAUGUGGAAAAGCCUUUAUAUAUUUCUCCAAACUUAGAGUCCAUAUGAGAACUCACACUGGCGAGAAGCCUUAUGAAUGUGAAAAAUGUGGGAAAACCUUCAGAUCUCCUUCAAACCUUUGGACACAUAGAGAAACUCAUACCGUUGAGAAACCCUAUGCUUGUAAAGAGUGCAGUAAAUCCUUCUCUUCUCCCUCUUCUCUUAGAAAACAUGUGAAGGUUCACAGUGCAGAAAAAACCUAUGAAUGUAAAGACUGUGGAAAAGCCUUCCUUCAUUCUUUUUACCUGAUCAUACAUGCAAGGAUGCACACUGGAGAGAAAGCCUAUAGAUGUGUGGAAUGUGGGAAAGCCUACAGCUGGCCCUCAGACCUUAGGAUUCACAUGAGGACACACUCAGGUGAAAAGCCUUAUGAAUGUAAACAGUGUGGAAAAUCUUUCAGUUCUCCUUCAUCUUUCAAGGGACAUUUGCGAACUCACACUGGAGAGAAACCAUAUGCAUGUAAUGAAUGUGGGAAAGCCUUUGGUAGUCCUUCAUACUUUAGAACACAUGUGCGGAUUCAUACUGGAGAGAAACCCUAUGUAUGUAAGCAAUGCGGGAAAGCUUUCAGUUGGUCAUCAUCUUUUCGAGGACAUUUGAGAACUCACAGUAGAGAGAAACCCUAUGAAUGUAAGGAAUGUGGUAAAGCCUUUAGCAGGCUUUCAUCCUUACAAAGACACAUGAGAAUUCAUACUGGGGAGAAACUCUAAAUGUCAGCAUUGGGGGAAAGUCUUCUGUAGUCCCCUAUCCUUAAAAAAAAUUCAAGAGUUCCCUUGUGGUGCAGUGGGCUGUGGAUCUGGCAUUGUCACUACAAUGACUUGGGUCAGUGCUGUGGCAUGUGUUUGAUCCUGGCCUGGGAACUUUCACAUGCCACAAUGGCAGCCAAAAACAAAAUAUAUGCAAACUCACACAAAAGAGAAACUCCAUGUCAGUAAGUAAUGAUGGAAGAUCUUCAUGCAGGUCACAUUUAUUGUGUACAACAAACUGCAUACCAUUGCAAAAAUUUUACAGAGGUCUUAGAUACCCUGUUGGCUUUAUUUGUGCCUUAUUCUUAAAGUAGAUCCCAAUCAUAUUGCUUCCAGUUCUUUCUGAGAAUAGCAUUUAGGAGACAAUUUUCCUUUAAGAAUUUAUUUGCCAGGGCUGCCCUAACAAAUCACCAUAAAGAAAGAGAAAUGCAUUCUCUUCCUGUUCUGGGCGCUAGAAAUAAAAAAUCAAGUAUCAUUAGGGUUGGAUCCUUGUGAAGGUUCUGAGGAAGAAUCUGAUCUCUUCAAACUUAUAGUGGCUACCAGCAAUCCUUGGUAUUUGAGGUUUGUAGAUGCAUCACUCCAGUUUCUGUCUUCAUCUUAACAUCACCUUCUCUAAGUGUUUUAUCCCCUUCUCUUAUAAGGACACUUGUCAUUGGAUUCAGGGCCCACUCGAGUCCAGGAUGAUAUCAUCUUGAGAUCCUUAUUACAUUUACAAAGACUUUUUCCAAAUAAGGUCACAUUCACAGAUUUUAAGUGGAUAUAUCUUUGGGGGGAGGGCACCAUUCUACCCACUACAUACCCUGUCAGCCAAAUAACAGACCUUUUUUUUUUCAGACCUUUUGCUAUACAGUGUUUUCAUUAUGAAUUGCUUAUAUAAAAGUUAUUCACACUAUGAAAUCUUUUUGGACCCACAGAUCUUUUGAAGUGUAUUUUAAAAUAUGUAACCAUUGGGAUGUUAUGUAGUUUUAUUUGCUUCUAAUUAUCAUUAUGUUGCAGUCUACAAUUUAGAUCUUCCUGCAAGCUCCAACAUGUCCACCCACACCACUGAUUUUUACUUUCAUGGUUGGUGAUGUUCUCUGACACUCUCUUUUCUCCAGUUUUUACCAUAUUUGUGUUGAGUCUAAUUUGUGUAGUGAACAUCUUCAUAUAUAUAGAUAUAUAUAUAUAUGUCUAUAUAUAUAUAUAUCUACAUAUAUAUCUAGUGGCCCUGUGUUCCUGACUCUACCCUGAAAGUUAUAAUUGUGAGUAAGAAAACAUGUAGGACUUCAUUUCCUGAUUGCAUUGUAGAGUGGUUGUACUUACUCUGUAUUUUUGCUUCUAGACAGUAGUUCCAUUUGAGAAAUAGGCACCUGGAAAAUAUAUAAAGUAGAUUGUGUGAGUUUUCUUUUCACAUCCAGAUGUAGUCUGUAAACAGUAAACUUAAUAUGUGGUCAAAUAUUACAAUUUUUAUGUUUGCAAAAUAAGAUACAUGUUUCUUUUCCUGUUUUUUUUUUUUUUUUUUUUUUUUUUGCCAAGCCCGCAGCAUGUGGAAGUUCCCAGGCCAGGGAUCAAACCUGUACCACAGCAAUGACUCAGGCUUCUGCAGUGACAAUGCUGGAUCCUUAACCCACUGUGCCACAAGAGAGUUCUGAUACAUGUUUUUUUAAGUCAGACAUGAGGUUCUGUACUUAUUUCUUAGAGGAAAACUAGUAAAACUGGUUUUAUGUUUGUAUGUACUGAAAACAUUAACAUACUGAGAAAGGAUAAGUUAAAAUAUUUCAAUAUAAUUAUGUAUUAUCAAAUCAGUAAUGUAAGUCUGUCUUUUUAACCAUGUUCUGAGAUCAUAAUACAUAACUAUUUAAAAAUAUUCCCCUGAAAUUUCUUAUAAUACAAAAAAUUUCCCCAUUAAAGGAACUUACUCAUUCAUAAGAAUAAAAGCUUAUAUAUUUGCUAUGUCAGUGCCUACCAACCAAAACCCAUGAGAAGCACACCUGCAGGUGAACAAAAUUGGGUUUGUUGACUCAUUGCAAUGGCAUGAUCACAUAGCUUGAGAAACAAUAGGACAUCUCAGAAAUUCUGUGUUAGAAAGAAUGUACAGGAAUUGGACUAAUUUCAGGUGAUUGGAAGAAGCUUCACAGAAGCAGGCUUUGCACCAGAUUGGCCACUGCCAGGAAGUGUGCAGUGGAGUAUUAAUUCAGCAGGGUCUGGCUGCUCAGUCUCUGCACUUUUUUUUUUCUUGUUUUU
Sus scrofa (pig) is the source of this 3654-nucleotide messenger RNA. RefSeq lists its product as uncharacterized. The record is from RefSeq and is a predicted model, not a curated record. Gene Ontology annotation, molecular function: RNA polymerase II transcription regulatory region sequence-specific DNA binding; DNA-binding transcription factor activity, RNA polymerase II-specific. Gene Ontology annotation, cellular component: nucleus. Gene Ontology annotation, biological process: regulation of transcription by RNA polymerase II. NCBI's taxonomy places the organism in Eukaryota, Metazoa, Chordata, Mammalia, Artiodactyla, Suidae.